AUGAAAUGCUGUUUAAGUAGUGAUAAAAUGUGUUGUUUAAUAAAAUUAUCUAUUAUUUCUACAUUAAUAGUAGUUUUUGCUGCCAUUUUUAUUUCAAUAUUAUUUCCAUUCACUUCAAAGCCUUUUAAUGCUCAAGAGUAUAUACUUCCAUCACCGAAACCAUUAAUUGGAACAUUAUCUAUAAAUAAUUUUUUGACGGUAGGAAAAAGAAUUUUAGAAAAUGAAAUUAUAGGGCCGGAAGCUUUAGUUGUUGAGGGUAAUACAAUUUAUGCAACCACAUUUGAUGAUAAACAAGAAUGUGGUACAUAUGAAACUGAAACAAAAUGUGGAAGGCCACUUGGUAUAAGAAGAUAUAAUAAAGAUAUUCUUAUUGUUAUAGAUUCAUAUUAUGGGAUAUAUUUUGUUGAUUUUUCAAGAAAUAUUUAUAAGAAAGGUUUUGAAUUAUUUUUAUCUUCUGAUGAAUUAACAAAAGAAAAACCAGCAAUGAUGUUAAAUGAUUUUGAUAUUAUAAAUAAUGAAGAUUUAUAUAUCUCAGAUUCAUCUUCUAAAUGGGACCGUAGACGUUUUUUUCAUAUUUUAAGUGAGGCAGAAAGUAAUGGACGUAUAUUAAAAGUAAAUUUAAAAACAAAAAAUGUUUCAGUUUUUCAAGAAAAUUUAUUCUUACCAAAUGGUGUUCAACAAAUUUCUGAAGAUAGUAUAAUUGUUGCAGAAUGUGGAAUGGCAAGAAUAUGGAAAAUGUAUAUAUCAGGUGAUAAAAAAGGGCAUCGUGAAAUAUUUAUUGAAAAUUUACCGGGGCUUCCAGAUAAUAUUAGAUUAUCUAAGUAUAGUAAAACAUUUUAUGUUGGGUUAACUGGUAUAAGACACUCAAAUAAAUUUAAUAUGUAUGAUGAGAUGGGUAAACAUAAAACAUUUAGAAAUAUUCUAGCAAAAAUUUUACCAGAAAAAUUUUUCUCAAAAAUUCCUUCACUUUUUGUAGACAAACAUUCUAUUUUAAUUGAGAUUAACUCAAAGGGAGAAAUUAUUUCGUCGUAUCAAGACCCACAAUCAACAGUUGUUGAGGAUGUAUCUCAUGUUGCUGAUGAUGAAAAGUAUUUAUACUUGGGAAGUUAUCAUAGUAAAUUUAUUGUUAAAGUUCCUAAAAUUAUUGUCUAA
This is a messenger RNA of Strongyloides ratti, 1152 nucleotides long. RefSeq names its product Six-bladed beta-propeller, TolB-like domain and Strictosidine synthase, conserved region domain-containing protein. Lineage: Eukaryota; Metazoa; Nematoda; Chromadorea; Rhabditida; Strongyloididae. Bases 1 to 1152 code for a protein of 383 amino acids. The record is from RefSeq and is a predicted model, not a curated record. Gene Ontology annotation, molecular function: strictosidine synthase activity. Gene Ontology annotation, biological process: biosynthetic process. The transcript has 5 exons.